Molecule: messenger RNA, 888 nt
Organism: Cyanidioschyzon merolae strain 10D
Lineage: Eukaryota; Rhodophyta; Bangiophyceae; Cyanidiales; Cyanidiaceae
Exons: 1
Coding region: 1-888 (295 amino acids)
Source: RefSeq, a predicted model, not a curated record
AUGGAACGUACCAAGAACUCGGAAGCAUUCGGAGCUCAGCAUAGCGACCAACAGCCAAACGAAGCGGCUGCAGCUGAGAACCUUGGACCGGCGCUUCCGAACGAGUCGGUCCGUGGCGCACUGGUUCUUUCGUACCUCAUUGAAAGAGGUUAUGAACGCUCGGCGCGGGCUCUCUGCAGCUCUGUUCGAUGCUGCGACGCACCAAAGGUAGAUUUGGUGAAAAACGUUGGUUAUAAGAGCCUCGCGGACCGCAGACGCUGGACAGCAAGUAUUCUGGAGGACGGAGACAUUCAUAAAACGGUACUGGAGGCUGGUAUGUGGCUCGCUGAGCACACCAGUCACGCUGUGUGCUUCUCUGGUGAACAGAUGGGCUUUCCCGUGACUUUUCCUGCUGUUUGGGAGCCGUUUGUCGCAAUUAAAUCUCUGCAUCCAUGGUUUGCUUUCCGAGCAUGCCUUCAGCAGUACGUUGAAUACCUGCGAGACGGAAAGGCAGCCCAGGCGAUAUCAUAUGCACGACAUUACCUGCGCGUUGCUCUGUGGGAGCAACUGCUACCGACGGAGACGGAGCCCGACGCUGGAUCCUGGAUUGAGCUUCUCGAGGAUCACCUCGUCUUACUGGCGUUUACGAAUCCCGAAAAGAGUCCUCUCGGAAAACUCAUGGCAACUGAACGACGUAAGGACAUCGCGGAUGAACUGAAUGCUUUGGUUGUGGCAUGUGAGCGCAACCAGACCGGUCUGGGAAGCGCGCUCGAACGGAUGUUGCGCCAUGUAUGGGCGAUGAGCGCUCUCCAUGAAGAGAUGCGAACCAGCGAUGCGAACGUAUUCUGGCAAGAAAUAGAGGCAAAAAGCUUCUCAGAGUAUAUGCGGCAACCCGAUCCUGCGCUGUGA